Mucor velutinosus is the source of this 861-nucleotide messenger RNA. RefSeq lists its product as uncharacterized. Gene Ontology annotation, biological process: transmembrane transport. The record is from RefSeq and is a predicted model, not a curated record. Gene Ontology annotation, molecular function: S-adenosyl-L-methionine transmembrane transporter activity. NCBI's taxonomy places the organism in Eukaryota, Fungi, Mucoromycota, Mucoromycetes, Mucorales, Mucoraceae. The transcript has 5 exons. Gene Ontology annotation, cellular component: mitochondrial inner membrane. The coding region runs from base 1 to 861 and encodes 286 amino acids.
AUGGGAAAGGAUAAUCCCCAAGCAAAAUCCUUAUAUCAGGCAAAUCUUAGACAGGCCCUGGUAGCAGGCGCCAUGGCUGGCACGAUUGUAGAUUCUGUCUUGUUUCCAUUAGAUACCAUCAAGACUCGUUUACAAGCACAAGCUGGAUUUGCAGUAUCUGGAGGAUUUCGAGGUGUUUACUCGGGUCUACUCUCAGCAUUUGUAGGCAGUGCUCCAAAUGCUGCUUUAUUUUUCGUCACAUAUGAAGCCAUCAAGAGAUUGCUAGGUGCUUCUGCGGAUGGGUCAUCACAUUCGCCGUUCAUUUUCAUGACAGCUGCUACAUGUGGUGAAAUUUCCGCAUGUACAGUGCGUGUGCCAACAGAAGUCAUCAAGCAGCGUAUGCAGAUCAAUCAAUUCAAUACAACGAUAGGCGCUGUGUCAAGUGUGCUAAAGACAGAAGGGCUACUGGGGUUAUAUCGAGGAUUUUUGCCGACAGUGGCUCGAGAGAUACCAUUUACAUGCAUCCAGUUUCCAUUGUACGAAUUUUUCAAAAGCAAAUAUGGGCAAUACAAAGGCGAACGAGUGGAACCAAUGGAAGCUGCCGUGAUGGGAUCCCUGGCGGGUGGUAUUGGUGCUGCGAUUACCACACCGUUGGAUGUGUGUAAAACUCGGAUUAUGCUCUCAUCCAAGAGUUCCAGCAAUCGACCCUAUACAGGCAUUGUAGAGACGAUGAAACGAAUUGUGAGAGAGGAAGGAGCUAAAAAGCUGCUGGCAGGGAUAGGGCCCAGAGUGAUGUGGAUAUCGAUAGGCGGAAGCAUCUUCUUGGGUGCUUAUGAGAAGGGGCUCAAGACUUUUACCCAACUGCAGUUAUUAGAGAAAUAG